UACGUUGGCGCGUCAACUUUUUGACAUUUCACGCAAUCAGCUAGCCAAAAACCACCAUUAAAAAGAAAUAGUUUGAAAAAGCAUUCAUUUUUAACCAUUUCGUCGAAAUAUAUAAUAUUCGAUAGAAAUUUCGUACAAUUAAAUACACGGUUGCGUACACGUUGAAUAUCCAACUCAAAUUUAAUUUAUCAAAUUUGUCAUCGAAUCGAAGAAAACAGUCUCGAUGACUGCAAAGUAAUUUUGUUGUCGUUUUUUUUCUGUCUUUGGUAUACGACGAAUUCCAAAUAACAAAAGUCUUCAACAUCAGUUCAAUGUGAAGGACUUCAAUUUGCUAAUAAAUUCAAUGCUAAGUGCGGUAAUGAAUCGUUUAUGAAUAAUGUUCAUUGUCGCGGAAUAAAAUGGAGCAAGAAAGUAAGUAGCUACAUCAGCUGAUCCGGCACACACAGUGAAAUAAUUCUGCAAAAAAUGUCUGGACUAAACACUACGCCUGCAAAGCGGUCCCAUCAAAACAAUUCAUUCGCCUUCCCAAACAAUUUGGAAAUUCCCAAGUCUGCACUAAGCGAUCGGAAAUUCCGUUCGUCAUACGUACGUAUUUUUAAUGAUCCUAGAGUAUACAAACGGCCGCGACUGAAUGGUGACCGAACGUCAAGUCGAUUCGGCGUCGACCAUAACUACCAAAUAAAAGUGGUAUUCGACGAACCGAUGGUCAAACCGAAAGGUAUUUUGGCCAACACCCAAAGUCCGAAAGAUGACAGUGGCAUAAGUAAAUCCGUAUCGUUUUCAUCAAAAAUUACAUUCAUCGAUUCGACUGAUUUGGAUGGGGUGAGUAGCGAUUGUACGGACGUGGAAAUGGAGGAGAGUCGGUCGAACAAAUCGAAAACAAAGUCAAAAAAGUCGAAAAAUGCAAAAUCGGAAAGUAAAUCGAAAACGAAGGCAGCCGCAAGCAAUGACAAACCGUCCAGUAAAAAGAAAAAGAAAACAAAGGACAAAUUGUCAAACAAGAACGGACAUAAAGUUAAAUCAACUCACAAGGACUUGUUCAAAUUUAAAAUAACCAAACCAUUCCGGAAGUUUGGCCGAUCAAAAGACAAGAAACUGAAACAUCUGCAAAAAAAGUUUGGCCGACGAAUGUUCAAAGCAUUUGUUCAAGUCAAACGUAGUUUCAAUUUGAAGACCAUACCUGAACAGGUAACCGUUCCUUUGGAAAAAAUUACGCUAAACGCAACCGAUGUGACUACACCAAAAAAGAGUGUGCCGUCGAUUCAGGACUUUCUAAUUGGUCGAAUGACGAAAAAGGUCAAAGUAUCUUUGACUCCAGUGCAAGGUAAUACUGAUGAUACCAAUGAACCGAUGACCACCGACGGAGGGUCUUUAACUUCAGUGCAAGCUAAUAUCGAUGAUACCAACAAACCAAUGAUAACAGGUGUAGAGUCUUUAACUUCAGUGCAAGGGAAUACCGAUGAUACCAUUGAGCCGAUGUCAACCGACACAGAGUCUUUAACUCCAGUGCAAGGUACUACCGUUGGUACCAAUGAACCGAUAACAAUCGACACAGAGUCUUCAACUCCAGUGCCAGAUAAUACAGAUAGUACCAAUGAACCGAAGACAACCGACGCAAAAUCUUUAACUCCAGUGCAAGAUAAUUCCGAUGGUACCGAUGAACCGAUGAUAACCGACGGAAAAACUUUAUCUCCAGUGCAAGAUAAUGCAGAUGGUACCAAUGAAUCGAUGACGAUCGACGCAGAGAUUAUACCCAGUAAAGAAAAUGAAUCAAAUUCAUCCGAAAGCGUAGAAAAUUCAAGUCGAACAGAAAAGGAUGUUCAAAGUGAUAAUCCGGUAGAUAGACAAGAAAUUGCAGAGAAUUCGGAAGCGGUUGUUCCAUCCACCGAGCCCCCAAACUCAGUUCAAUUGGAUCAAAACGGACCAACCAUUCAAAGCAAUGGCGAUGUCGGCCUGGUUGAAUCAGAUGAUAGUCCUGAUGUGGAUAUUGACAGGUGCAAUGACACAGAUCCUAGUCCGGAAGUGCUAGCAUUAAGUGCUCUUCCAAAUUUAAUCGAUGAAAUCACCCGAAGUAUGUACUACAACACAAACAAAGAUGAGACUGUAACUGUGAAUGGUCAAAUGCUCGGUACGGAUACGGACGAUCAUCAUGGCGACAUGGACGAUAACAUUUCGGCAUUUAAUGUUUCCUUUUCGAUGCCAACAACCAAGUCUCUUGCGGAUAAUAUGUUAGGCUGCGAUUCACCGGAAAUCGCUAGCAUUCAAUUGGAAAUGAACGAUUAAAUUUA
Molecule: messenger RNA, 2288 nt
Organism: Bradysia coprophila
Lineage: Eukaryota; Metazoa; Arthropoda; Insecta; Diptera; Sciaridae
Source: RefSeq, a predicted model, not a curated record